Molecule: messenger RNA, 2084 nt
Organism: Callorhinchus milii (elephant shark)
Lineage: Eukaryota; Metazoa; Chordata; Chondrichthyes; Chimaeriformes; Callorhinchidae
Product: cytochrome P450 2D15-like
Exons: 9
Coding region: 54-1604 (516 amino acids)
Biological process (GO): xenobiotic metabolic process; arachidonate metabolic process
Cellular component (GO): intracellular membrane-bounded organelle; cytoplasm
Molecular function (GO): oxidoreductase activity, acting on paired donors, with incorporation or reduction of molecular oxygen, reduced flavin or flavoprotein as one donor, and incorporation of one atom of oxygen; iron ion binding; heme binding
Source: RefSeq, a predicted model, not a curated record
GGUGGAGCUGGGCUGGUGGGGGCGUUGUUGGUCAGACUUGUCAGACUGGUCAGAUGGUCAGACAGCCAGUCUCGCUGGGAAACAUGGAGUUCCUGACUGUCCUUCAGUUCCUGAUCCCAGGCUUUGACAGAGUCACUUUACUGGCCGUGUUCUGCACAGUCUUUGCUCUGGUCUUUGACUUCAUGAAGAGGAGACAAAAGUGCAUCAACUAUCCCCCGGGCCCCUGGACGCUGCCCUUCAUCGGGAGUGUUUUUCAUGUCAGCAACGACAACCCCUACACAUCGUUUGAAAAGCUCCGUGGAAAAUACGGCAACACAUUCAGCCUGCAGUUUGGGUGGACAGAUGUGGUGGUGCUCAACGGCUAUGAGACCAUCAAGGACGGUCUGGUGAAGAAAUCGGAAGACACGUCCGACCGACCGAACAUUCCUGUCUUCCAAAAAUACCUGUGUGCCUUUGGGCAAGGCAUUGUCUUAGCAAAGUACGGCCAGUGGUGGCGAGAUCACAGGAGGUUUGCUCUCUCCACGCUGAAGAACUUUGGGCUGGGGAAGAAAUCUCUGGAGUUGCGAAUCGUGGAGGAGGCGAGCUUUUUAAACAACGAAUUGGAAGCCGAGAUUGGUCACCCUUUUGAUCCACAUUUGAGAAUAAACAACGCUGCCUCCAAUGUCAUCUGCUCCCUCAUGUUUGGGGAUCGUUUUGAUUACCAGGAUAAAAAAUUCCUUCAACUACUAGAGAUAAUUGAGGAGUCUAUGGUUCUGGAAGCUGGAUUUUGGGCUAAGUUGGUGAACAUGUUCCCCUUUAUUCACGGCCUCCCUGGGCCUCAUCGCAGAAUCCCUGAGAUCCAAAAGAAGGUGGCUGAGUUUCUCCAGGAAAUAAUUGCUGAGCACAAGGAAGUUUGGGAUCCCAACGAACCAAGAGACUUCAUUGACGCCUUCUUAGUGGAGUGUGAGAAGAUGAAGGCUUCUCCCAAUACGAGCUUCACUGAGAAGAGUCUGGUCUACACGUCCCUGGAUCUGUUUGUGGCUGGUACCGAGACCACCUCCACCACCCUCCACUGGGGGCUGCUCUUCAUGGUCUUAUUCCCUGAUAUCCAGAAGAAGGUCCAGGAAGAGAUUGACCGAGUGAUCGGGACGGAGAGGAAGCCGGCUCUGGGGGACCAGGGGACAAUGGCGUUCACCAACGCUGUCAUCCACGAAACCCAACGCUUCGGAAGCAUUGUCCCAAACUCAGUGCCGCACGAGACGUCCAGAGAUACAGAGAUCAUGGGGUUCUCCAUUCCAAAGGGAACGAUGGUUAUACCAAACCUCUCCUCCGCCCUCUACGAUCCCAAAUUUUGGGCGAAGCCGCACGAGUUUAAUCCGGGUCAUUUCCUUGACGACAGUGGGCGGCUUGUGAAGCCGGAAGCCUUCAUCCCCUUCUCUGCAGGGCCUCGUGUGUGCCUGGGGGAGCAGAUGGCGAAGAUGGAACUCUUCCUGUUCUUCACUUCCUUGCUCCAGCGAUUCAUAUUCUUCCUGCCGGAGAACGAGCCCAAACCCAGCUACACCCGCACCAAAUGUGGGAUCACCCGCAGCCCAAUGCCAUUCCAGCUCUGUGUUCGACUCAGAUAAACUCGGAGCUCCUGUUCAUCGCUGUGUUCUGCAUUAUUAACAGCCCGGACUGUCACACAGGAUAGAGCCCGUCACUGACCUGUGAUUAACGUAGUUGUGUGUUGAAUUCGGAAGGACUGGCUGACGUAGUGAUUAACAUCGUCGGGUAAAUAAUGACAACACUUAUGUUUGACGUCGGGAGGACGUCUCAAAGCACUUCACGGGAUUUUACAGUAAAGCGUCCUGAACUGUGUAUUUGGUGGUGAAUGAGUGAUUUCAUCUGCUUUAUGGUUAAACCCCGUCUGUAACGCUGACAAUACCCAAUCCUGGUCACUGUGGAGGAUGAAAGAGUCAUUUCAGGUGACGUUGCAGAAUCAUUUAUGAAUCGACCUUUGCUAUAAAUCGCUGCAAACAGAGCAAAGUCCGUGUAAUAAAAUGGGCUGAAAUAACGAAUUUCACACAUCUGGAAAUAAAAGUAUUAACUAUUUUGUUUAAACUGUA